Molecule: messenger RNA, 696 nt
Organism: Punica granatum (pomegranate)
Lineage: Eukaryota; Viridiplantae; Streptophyta; Magnoliopsida; Myrtales; Lythraceae
Source: RefSeq, a predicted model, not a curated record
UUCGCAUCAAUGUCAUCGUCUCCAUAGCUAUCACUCCUUGUGCCAUUUCCCCACUCUUACCUUCCUCGAAACAGCUCCUCAAAUGGCCCGCACGAAGCAGACCGCCCGGAAAUCCACUGGCGGCAAGGCCCCGAGGAAGCAGCUGGCCACGAAGGCGGCCCGGAAGUCAGCUCCGGCAACCGGCGGUGUGAAGAAGCCCCACCGCUUCAGGCCUGGGACUGUCGCCCUCCGUGAGAUCAGGAAGUACCAGAAGAGCACCGAGCUCCUCAUCCGGAAGCUCCCCUUCCAGAGGCUUGUCAGGGAGAUCGCCCAAGACUUCAAGACUGACCUCAGGUUCCAGAGCAGCGCUGUUGCCGCCCUCCAGGAGGCUGCUGAGGCAUACCUUGUCGGUCUGUUUGAGGACACGAACCUGUGUGCCAUUCACGCGAAGAGGGUCACGAUCAUGCCGAAGGACAUCCAGCUGGCCAGGAGGAUUAGGGGAGAGAGGGCUUAGGUUCAGUUCUCUUGGUUUUGAUGUAAUUUUAGAAAUGAAGUUGUAGAGCUGUGGAAUUUGAAUCAAUGGAUUGUGUCCUUGCCAAUGUGCUCUAGAUUGAUAAGUCCUCUUCUACUGAUUGAAUCUUUGAUGAAAGAUCACGAUUUACGAUAACUACACUUUCAUAUCAUGAGCUGCUAUGAAAAUCUUGAUUUUGCUCCGGA